Molecule: messenger RNA, 2676 nt
Organism: Anopheles marshallii
Lineage: Eukaryota; Metazoa; Arthropoda; Insecta; Diptera; Culicidae
Product: myb-like protein Q
Exons: 5
Coding region: 1-2676 (891 amino acids)
Cellular component (GO): extracellular region
Molecular function (GO): chitin binding
Source: RefSeq, a predicted model, not a curated record
AUGCGGCGACGAUCCAGAAUGAAGGUUCUAAAGAUAUUGCAGUCCUUUUCGCAAGGGACGUUCAUCGCGUUUUUGCUGCUUUUCUUCGGCGUGGAUUGUAUGGGUGAACCAGGGUACCUUGACUUUGACAACCUUCCGGAGACGAAUUUUACCUGCGCGGGCAAAGUGAUCGGUGGAUACUAUGCUGAUCUGGAGGCAUCCUGUCAGAUGUUCCACGUGUGCACCAUCGGGCAGGGUGACGAACCGAUGGACAUCAAGUUCCUGUGCCUGAACGGGACGGUAUUCGAUCAGGAGACGCGCGUAUGCGAGCGUGUCGAUGAAGUCGAUUGCUCCAAGUCGGAGAAGUUCUACUAUCUUAACUUGGAGCUGUACGGCAACACGAUCAUUCCUUCGCCGGAUGAUGGCAGCUCAGAAGAAGAUGGUAGUGAAGGAGGUGGUUCUUCAUCUACCACUAGUACGACGACAACCACAACUACCACGACUACCACUACGACUCCAAAACCACCGGCAACAACGACACCGUCGAGAAGGUUCGUAUUCAACAAUGGCAACAAGGGCUUCACACAGCCCAUCUCAUCCUCAACGAUUGCGACACCGAUGCACGCGUACUCGAGCACUACUCGCAAGCCGCCAUCCGAGGAGGAAGACUACGAGUAUGAGGAUGAGGAGUAUACAGACGAGAAGACAGCCGACCAGGAUUCGGUUGUUGUUCCAGCGCUGGAAGAAGGGGGCAGCUUUUCGCCACAGAAGUUUACACUUCAACAACAACAGCAGGGCAAUCAACCAAAAACGGAACCACCGACCAAAGCCGGUGGUGGAGUCAAACCUGCCGUAUCCUUCCAACAGCAGCACUUCCAGAACGGUGGUACCUUGACCGUCACCAACUCGCACGUCACGGUGACCACGCACACGACGGGCCUUGCGAACAGUGCGAAUGGUGGACCAGCCGGUAGUGGUAAUGAUGGCGCAACGCCACCCGUCAGUGUUACGCAACCCAAAUCCCAACCGUCUCAGCCACCCUUGACGCACAAACAGAAGCAGCAGCUGGAGCACCAGCGUCGUCAACAGCAGGAACAGUUGCUGCAACAGCAAGCCAUCACCAAGCAGCACGAGGAGCUGCAAAAACGUCAACAGGAAGCGGCCGUUAAGCAGCAACAAAAGGCGUUACAGCAGCAGCAGAAACAAGUCCAGCAGCAUGAAGCCGAAAUCAAAAAUCAUCAGGCACUUCUGCUGCUCCACACCCAGAAGAUCAAUCGACAGCAGCAGAAGCAACAAAAUGCACCACAGUCCGUGGCACCACCGCCGACGCAGCGUUCACCGUUCGCUACCGCAGCGACCGGAUUCGGUUCCAGCCAGCAGCAACAGCAAACACAAGCACCAAAGAGAAUACCGCUGCUUGCCUCGUCGUCGCCCCUAGUAUUGCCUUCGCCUGCCUCCCCACUGACACCGUUCCGCUUGAGGGCUCAGGGUUUCAAGCUACCGCAAUCGGUCGCCCCUCAAAUGUCACCCCAGCAGCGGCAGGAUAUAUUGCGCCAACAGCAGCAACACCAACAGCAGCAGCAGCAGCAGCACCAUCAUCAUCAUCACCAGCAGGAGGAACGCUUCGAAGGCUACCGAAGACAACCACCGCCUCAGUAUCCGGUUCGUUUUCAGGUACCGUUGCAUCUACCCUUCGAGCAGCAGCUGCGCAACCAGAAGGACAUCUCGCUACAGUUUGACACGGAGGUAGAAGAUUUGACGCAGAUUCCGCAGCACAAGGAGCUGAAGCGUUCCGAUCCUCCGUUUCACCACCAGGUAAAGAGUCCGGCCGCUUCCAAGGAGCAGAUAGGGGCCGGAGACCGUAAGGUCGACAAUGGACAGCAAACGCACGUCGCCGGUGUUCAGGAGCAGGAUCCAGUGGUGGAGUACGAGUACGAUGAGGAUUACAGUUCCGAGGGGGAUGAUUCGGAACCGGGAAAUCCUAGCCUAGAUAGCGUUAAGUCUAACACCAAUAGUGAAUUUGUUAUCGCCAAGAAUGCAUCACCCGGCAAGACGGGUGACGAUCGCUUCCCGAAGGAAACUGCCAGUGGCACGAGAAGUGAGAGCGAUAGAACUAAUACUAAACCUAGCGCUAAUAGUUCUAGCAGUAAUAGAGUUAAUAGUAAUAAUGGUAGCAGCAGCAGCAGUAAUAGUGGUAGCGUUAGCAGUAGUAACGAUCGUAGCUCUAAGAAACUCUCCAACGGAGGAGGUGGCACAACCACCAGCAACACUAGUAGGUUUAUCAUUAACAACGAGCAUCACAAGAGCCACAGUAGCAGUUCGCCACCGCGCGUGCAGCCUUCGGCGUCUCGUGUCGGUGUAUCGCCGAUGCCGCCCGGCCAUCCAAAAGUGAUCGUAACGACCAGUACCUCCAUUCGGGAUAAUCACGGUCGUACGAUCAACUACUCCAUCACCAGCAACGGUGGCGGUUCCAUUUCGAGCACUGCCACCCCAGCGGUCAGCACUACGGCUCGUCCCAAGGCACCGCAAACGACCGCCACAGUCAGAGGGUACGACGAGUACAAAGAGAGUGACGUUCUGAGCGAUCCGUUUUAUCUGGACGUUCCGCGCCAACGUGCCAGAACCAGACGUUCGUUGGAUGAAGGAGUGCGAUCGCGGCGAAAGCGUUACAUACUGCUCGUUCCUCGAUUCAUGUAG